UAAGGAGCCAUUGAAUUCGCAGAGCGUCUCUGCACUAAUCCGCUGAACUCCUCGCGCUGGAACCGUCCCGCGGCGGCGGAACACACAGGACACACCGAGCGCGCACACUUGUGGCUCCGAGGGCACAGCGAGCGCCGCGCGCAUUAAGGCGCUGGAUGAAUUGAAAUAAAACGCAGAGGCUGAGCUCUGUGAGCUUUUAUAUACGCGUCCGAGCGCGUCACCCCCCCUCAGGAGGAGAAGCUGCUGUGCCUCGUUUUGCAACUGGAGGUUGGAGCUGCUGGAGCCCGUGACGAUUCCGCUGACGCGCCACUCGCCGCACCAACCAACCCGGGAGACUGCGCGCGACGGAGCGAGCGGACCGGACACUGCUCUCUCUUUUUUAUCCCCCCUCUUCCUCUUCUUCCUUCCCUCAUCGCCGUGGACGGACGACCGCAGCCGAGCAAGUCCCGCGGACGACGUUGCCAAAAGCGGCGUUUUUUUUUUUAUAAACCGGUAGCAGCAUCACCAUCCUCACCAUCACCAUCACCGUCCAGGCGCUCCUGCAGACAUGGAGGUACCAGGCUUGGCGCACAGCAUCACAAGCCCAUUGAGUCCCUGCGAGGGGAUGAUCAAGGACCUGAGCCUGGACGCCAUACAGUUGUGUGAGCGAGAUGGAAGUAAAUCCCAGGACGGCAGCAUCUCAGAGAUGGAAGAACUUCCCGUUCCUCAGAACAUCAAGAUCAGCAACAUCACCUGCGACUCCUUCAAGAUCUGCUGGGACAUGGAGGCGCGCAGCAAGGAGCGCAUCACGCACUACUUCAUUGACCUGAACAAGAAGGAGAACAAAAACUCAAACAAGUUCAAACACAAGGAUGUUCCCACUAAGCUCGUAGCCAAAGCAGUGCCGCUGCCCAUGACGGUCCGGGGCCACUGGUUCCUCAGUCCGCGUACAGAGUACACCGUGGCCGUCCAGACCGCGUCCAAACAGACCGACGGCGACUACGCCGUCUCUGAGUGGAGCGAGAUCAUCGAGUUCUGCACCGCCGAUUAUUCCACGGUGCAUCUAAACCAGUUGCUGGAGAAGGCAGAGGUCAUCGCUGGCCGGAUGCUGCGUUUCUCCGUCUUCUACAGAAACCAGAAUAAAGAAUACUUUGACCAUGCAAGGGAGGCGCAAGGGAAUCGGAUGCUGCCGUCAGUGAAGGACAACAGCGGCAGCCACGGCUCGCCCAUCAGCGGCAAGCUGGAGGGCAUCUUCUUCAGCUGCAACACAGAGUUCAACACGGGCAAGCCGCCGCAGGACUCCCCGUACGGCCGCCACCGCUUCGAGGUCCAGGCCGACUCGCUCUUCAACCCCGACACCAACCUGUACUUUGGAGACUUCUACUGCAUGUACACGGCCUACCACUACGUGAUUCUGGUCCUGGCGCCCAAGGGCUCCAGGGGAGACGAGUUCUGCAAGCAGAGGCUGCCGGCGCUCGACAUCACCGACAACCGCUUCCUCACCUGCAAGCAGGACGGAGAGGGCGGCGGCCUGGUGUUCCACCACGCCCAGGACGUCAUCCUGGAGGUGAUCUACACGGAGCCCGUCGACCUGGCGUCGGGCACGGUGGCCGAGAUCAGCGGGCACCAGCUGAUGAGUCUGUCCACGGUAAAUGCUAAGAAAGACCCCAGCUGCAAGACCUGCAACAUCAGCGUGGGCCGCUAAGGAACGGCGGAAUGUAGAGAGAGAGAGAGAGAGAGAGGGAGAGAGAGGGAGGGAGAAUGGACUGGAGGUGACUGACCUCUGCACACAACCAAGGAAGAACUGAUGAAGCAGACCAACACAUGCAUGAAGCAGCAGAUCCAGUAAGCUCUCAGACAUGCGCACCAACAUAUCUCCGACACGGCUCUGUACUCUGAAGAGACCAACGUUCCCAAAGAGCGAAGGAAAAAAAAAAAAAAGGGUUGGAACACACUUCUUGACACCUGCAGCAUUUUGUCUCCUAAUCGGAAAAUGUUAUCUUUAUGUUGAGAAAGAAAAAAAGAAAAGAAAAGCAUCCUAAAGACAUCAAUUUAAAAAAAAAAUGAAAAAUGAAAACCCAGGAACUAAAGUGAUUCAUCCAUCUUCACAUCCGGCAGGUCACAUUGGAACUGAUCAAACCCUUUAACUGUACUAACAAACACGGGCUGCUUCUCCUCAGUUUCCUUUUACUUUAAACACUUGUCCCAUAUUUAAUUACUGGCCUUUGCCUUCUUCUUAUUAAUAUGCUGUUAACUGAGAAUCCACUGUGUGUGUGGACAAGAAUUGUUGUUACUGAUUACAUUGAACUGUCCUUUUCGAUUGUUUCGUUUUCAGCAAAGUCGGACUUCAUUUUUUUUUUUACCUCCUAUGAGCGGCAUGGACUGGUACGACAACUUUCUAGGGCUGCAGCAUCGAUCACCAUCUUUCUUUAUACCAAAGGUGUUACAAAAAAAAAAAAAAAAAGUCAAACCGCUGUGAAGAAAUCCUAACAGUACUAAUGCAACAGUCACUACAGUGUGUAUUCACCACGUCUCUGAUGACCGGGUGUGAACUACUUGUUAACUUGUUGACCUUUAAAAAGAAAAAAAAAAAAAAG
Molecule: messenger RNA, 2576 nt
Organism: Salarias fasciatus (jewelled blenny)
Lineage: Eukaryota; Metazoa; Chordata; Actinopteri; Blenniiformes; Blenniidae
Gene: phyhiplb
Product: phytanoyl-CoA 2-hydroxylase interacting protein-like b
Exons: 5
Coding region: 548-1684 (378 amino acids)
Cellular component (GO): cytoplasm
Molecular function (GO): protein binding
Source: RefSeq, a predicted model, not a curated record